AUGGCCGCCUCUGCAACUGUGGAAACUCCCGCGCUAACGGAAAUCGAAAUUCAAAAGCACUUGAAUGAAUUGGAGAAUGUGCCCAAUGAGGAGGAACUGGAGAAAAAACUGGAUAAGUGGAACAGAUUCGGUAUUAACAUAUCCAGUUGGAUGAAGUAUAUAUUUAAUAAGGAUAGUGAGGAGGAUUUCAAGGCUGAAUGGCUAAGCAUAGACGAAUACAAACGUCUGGCGGAGGAGAGCAUGCAGAACGCGUGGCGAGUAAUCCACGCGUCUAACUGGAAGCUCGAAAAGAGGGGGAGUCAAAAGGGGGACAUCGUGGAGUCCACGCAGACGGAGGGGUUCGGCAAAGUCUAUCGGUUCACUGGCCUAGUAGAUUGUCCAGCGAAAUUCCUGUACAGCGAAUUCAAAGACAACAUCUCAAGAUUGCCUGAAUGGAACCCGACUAUACUUAAGAGUGAAUUAAUUAAGGAAAUAGGCCCGGGCGUGGACCUCUCGUACCAAGUGACGGCCGGGGGAGGCCGGGGCAUAAUCUCGCCGCGCGACUUCGUCAUACUCCGGCGCAUGGCGGCGCUGAACAGCGACGGGAAGGUGACAGAGGACGAGCCCAGCUGCUAUAUUAGCAGCGGGGUCAGUGUCACUGUGCCCGGGUAUCCCCCGCACAGGGAUAUGGUUAGGGGGCACAAUAAAGUGGGAUGCUGGUGCCUUACGCCGAAGUGGGUUCAGACUCCGGCGGGUAAAGUCGAACAGACUGUCUUCCAGUGGCUCAUGUGCUGUGAUCUUAAAGGUAAAAUACCACAGUUCGUGCUAGACGCGGCGUUCGCAACAGUGAUGCUAGAGUACAUUGUACACGUAAGGAAGUUCGCGGCGAAUUCUAAAGCUAAGGGCUUGUUCUAA
Molecule: messenger RNA, 894 nt
Organism: Leptosia nina
Lineage: Eukaryota; Metazoa; Arthropoda; Insecta; Lepidoptera; Pieridae
Source: the annotation of a GenBank genome assembly